Impatiens glandulifera is the source of this 294-nucleotide messenger RNA. Its product is annotated as nucleolar protein 58. The record is from RefSeq and is a predicted model, not a curated record. The coding region runs from base 1 to 294 and encodes 97 amino acids. Lineage: Eukaryota; Viridiplantae; Streptophyta; Magnoliopsida; Ericales; Balsaminaceae. The transcript has a single exon.
AUGGGCGGAGGAGAAGGAGAGAAUGAGUCUGCAGAUAAGAAAAGUGAAGAGAUUGCCAAUGAAGACAACAAGCAUAAAGAGAAAAAAGAGAAGAAGCAAAAGAAUAAGAAAGACAAGGGAAACAAAGAAGGAGAAGAAGAUGAGCACAAAAACCCACAAGACAAGAACGAUCCAGCCAAGCUGAAACAGAAGCUAGAGAAGAUGGAUACCAAGAUUCAACAGAUGGUUGCAAAAAGAGAAGAAAUCCAAAAACUUCUAAAUGAAGUGGAGAAAGGGACCACAGAACCAGUCUAA